Lactuca virosa is the source of this 1368-nucleotide messenger RNA. The record is from the annotation of a GenBank genome assembly. Lineage: Eukaryota; Viridiplantae; Streptophyta; Magnoliopsida; Asterales; Asteraceae.
AUGACGGAGACAAAGCAACUCGUCGUGGUGGUUGAAGGCACUGCCGCUUUGGGUCCUCACUGGCGCACCAUUGUCCCCGAUUAUCUCGAGAAAAUUAUCAGGUCUUUAUGUGGUGAUGAAGAUAAGAAUCCAGAUAGUCCUACUGUUGAAAUGGCUCUUGUAAAUUUCAAUGCUCAUGGAUCUUACAGUGCUUGCUUGAUACAAAGAAGUGGCUGGACAAAAAACAUGAACAUGUUUCUGGAAUGGUUAUCAGCUAUGAACUUCAGUGGUGGUGGUUUUUGUGAUGCUGCAAUUGCAGAAGGACUUGCUGAAGUGCUAAUGAUGUUUCCUUCUUUACAUGGGAUUCAAAAUCAUCAAAGGCAUUGUAUCCUUGUUGCUGCAAGUAAUCCAUAUCCACUUCCUACACCAAUUUACAUACCACCAGAUUAUAUUGAGAUGCAAUCAGAUGACCCUUUAUCUGAUGCUGAAACAGUUGCUAAAUGUUUCAAAAAGUGUUUAGUUUCCCUAUCAGUUAUAUGUCCAAGACAGCUUCCAAAACUUAGAGCAAUCUACAAUGCAGCAAAAAGGAACCCUUCAGAAACCGAUCCUACUAUUGAUAUUAUGAAGAAUCCAAAUGAUCUAGUUCUUAUUUCAGAAAGUUUUAUGGAGGCUCGUGAUGCUUUAACUCAACCAGAAAUUACAAAUUUGCCCUCGAAUCAAACCCCUACAGAAACAGAUGUUGCUCCAGUUUCAGGGCCACCUCAAACUACAUCAACGAAUGAUAAUCUGCAAAAUUCAAAUCCUGUUGUUAGUGUUACAAUUACGAAAAAGCCCCUGAAUGGAAACCCCACGUCAUCUGGGGAAGCUGAGUCAGCAACAUUACCAGGGACUUCAAGUACAACAAUGCCUACAGCUGGAAUGGAUUCUACUGAGGUAAAUGACAGCGUGGCAACUACUAUGGGUCCCACACAACAAACGUCAAGUGCACUUCAAUCAGAUUCAUCGAGGUUAUAUGCAAAACUAUGGGAGGGAGACUUAACUGUUGAAAGACAAGGGAACUCUGUCUUUAUUACCAAAUUACAAGGAUACAGGAAUCCCAAAACUUCUGAGCUGAUUGCAAAAGAUUGGCCAUUGACAAUGCAAAUAGAUACGCUUAUACCUGAAGAAGAAAUGAAAAACAAUUGCAGGAAAUUCACUGGAAAGGUAGAUUAUAUUGUUUUCCGAGGAAUGAAUGAGCGUUCCACCUUUCUUGGACGAUUACAAGAGAAGAAGCUCUGUAUGGUGAUUAAGUUACCAUCACAGACGUUGUUGUUGUGUGUAACAGCUGAUAGAAUAACUCGAUUGGUUGGAAUGGUUUUACCUCAGGAAAUGGUGAAAUAUGAAAAGUAG